Messenger RNA from Cotesia congregata, 3465 nucleotides. The record is from the annotation of a GenBank genome assembly. Lineage: Eukaryota; Metazoa; Arthropoda; Insecta; Hymenoptera; Braconidae.
AUGAGUAAACGUCCUACUCAGACUAAUACUCUUUUUAAUUACUUUACAUCACCGAAAGUACCCAAAAAAGAGGAUAAUAAAGUGACUAAAGUUGAAUCGAAUCCGAAACCCACAACACCUAAACGUGCUACUAAUCCCAAAACAAAAGCUACUGUUAAUGGAAAAGAGAAUAAAGAGGGAUCUAAUACUCCGAAAAGGAAACGACAGGAAAAAGAAAAACCCAAGGUCGAUGAUGAGAGUUUGGAAGAUGUAGACAAGGAUGAAGAGACCCCUAAGAAGACUAAGAGAAGGAGGAUUAUUAUUCCCUCAGAUGAAAGUGGGGACGACUCAGAUGAAUAUAAGCCAGGCGAUGAAGAUGCUGAAGACUCAGAUGCUUCAAUAUCAUCAGGUGUUCCUACAUCUGAAGCAGAUACUACUUUAGACACACAAACUGAAGAUGAACCGACACCUCAAAAAGAACCAAUACCUAAAAGAAAUACUGGUAAAGUUAAAAAAUCAUGGCCAGCCAAGAAGAAAAUUGUUGAUGAUGAUGAAUCGAACAAAUCCUUCCAAAUGCAAAAAGCAGCUUUGCCUUCAGGUCCAGCAUCAGGCAAUGAGAGUUGGCCUCAUUUGAAACUCCCAUUUCUUCAGCCGGAAAAAAUUCGCGAUGCUAAAGAAAGAAGACCAGACCAUCCGGAAUAUGAUCCCAAAACAAUUCAUGUACCGAAAGAUUUUCUUGAUAAGCAAACUCCAGCGAUGCGUCAGUGGUGGAUACUCAAGACUCAACAUUGGGACUGUAUUUUUUUCUUUAAAGUUGGUAAAUUUUAUGAAUUAUAUCAUAUGGAUGCCGUAAUUGCGGUAAAUGCCCUCGGCUUGACUUUUAUGCGAGGUGAAUGGGCUCAUUCAGGGUUUCCUGAAGUGAGCUAUGGGCGUUUUUCAUCAAUGCUCGUCGAAAAAGGUUACAAAGUUGCUCGUAUUGAACAAACGGAAAAUCCGGCAAUGAUGGCAGAGCGUUGUGAAAAAACAAAAACAACUAAAUUUGACAAAGUUGUUAAACGUGAAAUUUGUCAAAUCAGUACUCGAGGCACAAGAGUGGCUACCAUUCAGGACACUGAAAGUUUUUCAGCUCAUUCUAAAUACUUAAUGUCCAUAGUUGAGCAACAAAGCUCAACUCAGCUGUCUACUUACGGAGUUUGUUUCAUCGAUACAAGUAUUGGAAUUUUUUAUCUAGGUCAAUUUGAAGACGAUCGUCAUAAUUCGCGUUUACUUACGAUGUUAUCUCAUUAUACUCCUGUUCACGUGGUUUACGAAAAAGGAAAUCUGUCCCAAGUAACAAUGAAAAUAAUCAAUACUCAAUUGCCAACCACAACAAUGAAAGAAGCCUUAUUAAAAGAUUCACAGUUCUGGUCAGCGACAAAAGUUCUUGAGAAACUUCACGAAGGAGAAUAUUUCAAGUAUGAAUCAUCUGAAUUUUCUUGGCCUGAAAGUCUGAAGCCUUAUUUAAAUGAGCGAGACACUCUUGGUUUGAGCCCAGCAGACGAUAAACAACUGGCAGUUAAUGCUCUGGGUGCUUGCGUUUACAUAUUGACAGACUACAAGCUAGAUCAGCAACUAUUGGCGCAAAAAAAGUUUCAAACUUAUGUUCCUCCAGAUAUGAAUGUUGCUGAUGGGCAAAAUAUUGGACCACUUGCAAAUAUGGUAAUCGAUGCUGUCGCAAUAACUAAUUUGAAUAUUCUUAGAGGAAGUUGCUCUCUUUUAACAAUUUUAGAUCACUGUUGCACAGCUUUUGGGAAAAGAUUACUAAAAGAAUGGAUUUGUCGUCCAGUUUGUCAGAAAAAUUUAAUAAUGAGUCGUCAAGAGGCUAUUACAGAACUUAUUGACCUUUAUCACGUAUGUCAAGACGCUAGAAAAAUUUUGAGUACUCUUCCAGAUCUCGAAAGGUUAUUGAGUAAAAUACAUGCUCACGGAAACGCUGCUAAGUUGAAGAGUCAUCCCGAUGGUCGAGCAUUUAUGUUUGAAAUGGGUACCUACAAUAAAAGAAAAAUCAAUGAUUUUGUAAGCUGUCUUAAAGGUUUUGAUCAAGUACUCAAAAUAAUGAAACUUUUUGAACCUUUUGAAAGUAAUUUGAUAGUCCGAACAACACAAUUGGAGCCUAAUGGAGAAUUUCCUGAUUUAAACGGAACCAUCAGGCAUUUUGAACGUGGAUUUGACGCAGAAGCAGCAUUAGAAAAAGGAUGUAUUAUUCCCAAAAAAGGAAUGGAUAUCGAAUAUGACAAAGUAAUUGCUGAAAUUGAACAGAUAAAAAUUGAUGCCGACGCCUAUUUAAAAACACAAUGCAGAUUUUUUGGGGCUAGUAUUAAGUAUACUGGAACUAAAAAAAAUGCUUAUCAACUUGAGGUACCUGAAAGUCAAGCGAAAAAAAUUACUGAUCGCUAUCAAUUACAAGGCCAAAGGAAAGGUUUCAAACGUUAUUGGACUGAAGAAACUAGAGAACUUCUUAGAAGACAGACUGAAGCUGAAGAAAAGCGUGAAAAAGUGGUAAAAGAUUCCGACAGACGUACUUUUGCUAAAUUCAGCGAGCAUUACGACAUGUGGGCGACGGCUGUUUACAAAGUUGCCGUUCUUGAUGUUUUAAUUUCACUUGCUGAAUACUCAAGAAGUGGUUGUAUGUGCGUUCCGGAAAUAGUUGAUACUAAUGAAAUUAUGUUGGAUAUAAAAGAUGGCAAGCAUCCUUUUAUUACCUCAGACAACUUUGUUCCCAAUGAUACGUCACUUGCAACAAACAAAUAUGGCCCUCUAGUAGUUUUAACUGGGCCCAAUAUGGGUGGUAAAUCAACAAUUAUGCGUCAAGUCGGUUUACUGAGUAUUAUGGCACAUAUAGGCUGCCAUAUACCAGCAGAAAGUUGCAAACUUUCAUUAAUAGAUCGUGUUUUUACUCGACUUGGUGCUAAUGACGAUAUGAUAACUGGAAGAAGUACAUUCCUUGUUGAAUUAAGUGAAGCUGCUGCAUUUGUACAACACGCUACUAAAAAUUCUCUCGUUCUUGUUGAUGAACUUGGUCGAGGUACUUCUACGCACGACGGGACAGCGAUUGCAGCGGCGGUUUUGAAAGCCCUUAUCGAGCUUAAGUGUCGAACAAUUUUUUCUACUCAUUAUCAUGCACUAGUGGAAGAUUUUAAAAAUAAUCCAAAUGUCUCACCCGCUCAUAUGGCUUGUUUAGUUGAGAGUGAAGAGUCUGACGCUACUCAAGAGACUGUUACUUUCUUAUAUAAGUUGAUCGAAGGUGCGUGUCCAAAAUCAUACGGGUUCAAUGCUGCGAGAAUUGCGGGAAUAAAAGCAAACAUAACUAAACGUGCUAACGAACUUGCUAAGGAACUAGAAGAUGCUGGAAACAGGCGGAAUUUAUUUAUCUCAUUAUGUAAUGUUGAGAAUAAUGAUGUAAAAGACAUACUAAAUCAGAUGCAUACAUUGAAGAUAAAAAAUUAA